GCUAGGCGGGAGGGACUAAUUCCCCGACCCCCGGGGACUGAGGGCCGAGACCCGCCAAGGUAAGAGAAGGCGUCAGUUCUUUCCGCCGCUCCCGGGUGCAGGCCUCAGUUCCGCUCCCCGCUCUCGCGCCGCGGGAGAAACCUUCCAGUCCGGCGCGCAUCGGAAGGUGAGAACGGUAGAGUCGGACCACCAGGGGGCGCUGCGGAGCCGGGGGACACCCCUCCCUGCCCGCUUCGGCCCCCCGCCCCCUCCCCGCCCGCGCGCAAAACACACUCGCCCCAGAGGCGGCGCGGCGGAGCCGGAGCCGCGGCCGGAGCGGAGCCGGAGAGCGGCGGUGGCGGUGGCGGCACCAUGACCCUGGGCAGCUGCUGCUGCGAGAUCAUGUCGUCCGAGAGCUCCCCGGCUGCGCUGUCCGAGGCCGACGCAGAUAUAGACGUGGUGGGCGGCGGCAGCGGUGUGGGGGAGCUUCCAGUCCGCUCCGGGCCCCGCGCCCCCCGGGACGUGCUCCCCCUCGGCCCCGAGCCUCCCCCGGAGGAAGCCGAGGCAGACGCAGCAGAGGACGAGGAGGAGUUGGGCGGCUGCUCGGAUGGCGAGCCCCGCGCUCUAGCGCCCCGGGGGGCGGCGGCCGCAGCGGGAAGCCCGGGAUCAGGCACAGCGGCGGCCCUGGGCGCGGUGGGGCCCGGGCCGGGACCUCCGACGGGGGGCGCGGCGACGCGGAGCCCGUUGGUAAAGCCGCCGUACUCGUACAUCGCGCUCAUCACCAUGGCCAUCCUGCAGAGCCCCAAGAAGCGCCUGACGCUGAGCGAAAUCUGUGAAUUCAUCAGCGGCCGCUUCCCCUACUACCGGGAGAAGUUCCCCGCCUGGCAGAACAGCAUUCGCCACAACCUCUCGCUCAACGACUGCUUCGUCAAGAUUCCCCGAGAGCCGGGCAACCCCGGCAAGGGCAACUACUGGACGCUGGACCCGGAGUCGGCCGACAUGUUCGACAACGGCAGCUUCCUACGGCGCCGCAAGCGCUUUAAGCGGCAGCCACUACCGCCGCCGCAUCCGCAUCCUCACCCGCACCCAGAGCUGUUGCUGCGUGGCGGGGCCGCGGCCGCCGGGGAUCCUGGCGCCUUCCUGCCGGGUUUCGCCGCUUACGGCGCCUAUGGCUACGGCUACGGGCUGGCGCUCCCUGCCUACAGCGCACCGCCGCCGGGCCCGGCUCCGCACCCGCAUCCACACCCGCACACGUUCGCUUUCGCUGCCGCAGCCGCCGCCGCGCCAUGCCAGUUGUCGGUGCCCCCAGGCCGCGCCACUGCGCCUCCACCCGGACCCCCGACGGCCUCGGUGUUCGCCGGCGCAGCCUCGGCUCCGGCCCCGGCUCCUGCCCCGGGCAUCGGGUCGGGCCCGGGCCCGGGCCCCGCAGGCCUGCCCGCCUUCCUAGGCGCGGAGCUGGGCUGCGCCAAAGCCUUCUACCCCGCGUCACUGAGCCCUCCCGCAGCCGGCACCGCAGCGGGUCUGUCCACUGCACUUCUGCGCCAGGGCCUCAAGACGGACGUGAGCGCUGGUGCAGGCGGCGGGGGCUCUGGGGCAGGGCAGAGGCCUUCUUUCUCUAUAGACCAUAUCAUGGGCCACGGUGGCGGCGGGGCAGCACCCCCGGGUGGCGGCGACGGCUCCCCGGGAUCGCCGUUCGCGGCAGCCGCGGGUCCUGGGGGUCAAGCCCAGGUCUUGGCCAUGCUGACUGCCCCGGCCCUGGCUCCGGUGGCCGGCCAUAUCCGCCUCUCACACCCCGGGGACGCGCUCCUGUCUUCUGGGCCCCCGUUUGCCGGCAAAGUCGCGGGCCUCAGUGGCUGCCACUUCUGACCGAGGCAGGCUCAGGGCCAGUGAGGCCAGCACUCCUCAAUCUCUCCCGGGAGCUCCUGCGUUCCCAGCGGAACUCAGGGAGUCUAUUUAUGAAGUCUCCAGACCUUGGACCCGCGCGCGUGGCUUGGCGCUUCAGGCUCCACUCUCAGAAUGUCGCCGAUAGUUGGGACGAAGCGGGCUCCAUCGCUCAGGGAGAGGCCCAGGUCUACGCGACGAGGUCGCAAGCAAGGAUCCCAAUCCAGUUUGACCAUUAAAAGGUUGGGGAGAGGAGUGAGCUUUCGCUUUUUCCCAGCCUCUGCGCCUCUCGCCAGCCCCGGAAGAAUGCCUUCUCCGAGAGAUCCCGCCAGAAACACCAACUGCGCUAAGAGAGGAAACAGAAUGCUUGUGUGGCCUCAAAAGGAAGUUGAUCCAUUAGGCCGAUGACUAUCAGUUCCAGGCAUGGCCUGUUGGUGGGAAUAUCUGCCCUCAAUUAAAGAUCCUUAUGCUGGGCUAAAAAAGCCAUCUUGCACUUUGCAAGGCUCUGCUGACUGCUGCUGAAAAUGACACACAGGGGCUCCUCCUGGCGCCUCCUCCCUCCCCCCGUUCACCUCUUCAAAAGGGUGAUGGCGGAGGUGUGAGCAGGGAGUCCUGUUCUGAAGAGGGAGCUUUGGGCCUGCUGCCUCCCAGCCAGUGACCACCUGUGGAGCACGCCAAGCAUAGGAAACUGAGGCACGGAAAGGGGACAGACUUCGCUAAGGUCACGUAGAGACAUUUGCAGAGUAAGGACCAAGCUCUCCUGACCCCCAUGGGAGCCCCUAGCUGUGUGAGGAGCUGGAACUGGUAUGUGAAGCAGGCAGAGAACAUGAGACACUGGGCUGAAACCAAGUUUGAGGUGGCUGUCCAGGUCGUGAAUUUCCUCCCAUGCGAGCAUCUGUGCAGGGAGCAUCACCUGUGGGAGUCCAGUCACCCCUGCCCAACCUCGAGCGUUAGUUCCUGAAACGGCUGUGGGAGGAGAAUUCCAGGUUCAGGAACUUUGGACCUACUGGGGAAAACAGCACUGUGGGAGAGGAUCAGGCAGUGUCCCAGGAGGAAACAAGUGGCACACUCAAGCUGGUUAAUGGAGGUCUCCAUUAUCGGAAUCAUCCAGAAGCUGAAGGGCAAGGAAGCCCACUGAUACCAGCCUUCCAGGCCAGCCUGCGGAGCACAGAAGAGGGGGAGGGGUAGAAAGUGGAUGUGGAGGGGCAAUGGGAGACGGAGAUGCGGAGUAACGUGGAUAUUGGAGAAGGAACAAGUUGAGUGGUCUUUAUUUAACCUUCGGCAGGGCCGAACAGAGGAGGAAUUUGAGGCACAGAGAGUUCAAGUGACUUAUCCAAUGCUGCACAGCUAUCUGUCACAGAGCUGGGACUUGAACUGCGGUAGAUCUCCCUGCAGAGACCUUUCCAACCAGCUCUUUCAAAUUGACUCAGGAGGCAGUGAGUUCCUGGUCACUGGAAGCAGAUCAUUGGUUCUGAGGGAAGCCAGCUGCCAUGUCAUGAGCAGUCCAAUGGAGAGGCCCCGUGGUGAGAAACUGAAGCCUCUGGCCAAUGCCAGUGAAGAACUGAGGCCUGCCAGACCACAUGAGUGAGCGUGGAAGGGGGUCUCCAGUCUCACUUAAACCUUGCGAUGACCAGUCUCAGCCCACAGCUUCACUGCAACCUCUUGAGGGACCUUGAGGCAGAACCAUUCAGCUUUGCUGCUCUCAGAUUCUCAAUCCUUGGAAAUGAUGAUUUCCUGAAUUUGGCCAGUUUCUGAAAGAAGGGAGAGUUUGCCAUGUCUGGAGUGAAUUUGGAUUGAUAUGAGGAACAUCUUUUUGGUACCAAGAGAGACAUUUACAAGUAGCUGCUGUCAGAUGGGGAGAAUUGAACUGGAGAAACCACUGACCAGAAGCUCUAUCUACUUCCCCCAGGACCAUAGGGUGAGCCUACAACUAUAGAAAAUUCUGGACAUUUUGGGGGCCCUAUGCUUGCCUCCU
This is a messenger RNA of Choloepus didactylus (southern two-toed sloth), 3835 nucleotides long. RefSeq names its product forkhead box D2 (gene FOXD2). Gene Ontology annotation, biological process: cell differentiation; regulation of transcription by RNA polymerase II; anatomical structure morphogenesis. The transcript has 10 exons. The coding region runs from base 352 to 1845 and encodes 497 amino acids. NCBI's taxonomy places the organism in Eukaryota, Metazoa, Chordata, Mammalia, Pilosa, Megalonychidae. Gene Ontology annotation, molecular function: RNA polymerase II cis-regulatory region sequence-specific DNA binding; DNA-binding transcription factor activity, RNA polymerase II-specific. The record is from RefSeq and is a predicted model, not a curated record.